AUGAACAGUGGCAAUAGCAGCGGCAGCGGCAGCGGCACUACAUUUCCCAGCACCCUCAACAUCACGACCCUCACAGCCCACAACAACCAGUCUGUACUCGAAUGCUGGGCCCUCCAACCAGGCUACUCCCUCACAUCCGAAGCCGGCGUAUCCGGUAACGUCGUCCUCGACCUCGGGCCCAUCACCAACAACGCAACCAACAUCCUCAUCCCCGCCAAGUAUGACGGCGGCCGACAUAAUGCCCCCGCGCUGCAGUGGGUGAUUUUCCUCUCCGGACUGGCGCAUAUCACACUACCGUACUCCGACGAUGAGGCGUGGGUGAGCGGGGGCAAGAACGGCGCGAUCCUGGCGCUGGAUACGAAGGAAGUCAGCGCGGAGGGCCAUGCGACGACUUAUCCGUCUGGAGAGAUGACGGUCGCGUUGGAGGUGCCCUUGUCGCAGGUGCCGGAGCAUCGGGUGUUGCACUCGGGGGCUUGUCGGGUCGGGGAGACGUUGGCUUAG
This is a messenger RNA of Aspergillus saccharolyticus JOP 1030-1, 501 nucleotides long. RefSeq lists its product as uncharacterized. The record is from RefSeq and is a predicted model, not a curated record. NCBI's taxonomy places the organism in Eukaryota, Fungi, Ascomycota, Eurotiomycetes, Eurotiales, Aspergillaceae. The coding region runs from base 1 to 501 and encodes 166 amino acids. The transcript is spliced from 2 exons.